Molecule: messenger RNA, 233 nt
Organism: Gongylonema pulchrum
Lineage: Eukaryota; Metazoa; Nematoda; Chromadorea; Rhabditida; Gongylonematidae
Source: the annotation of a GenBank genome assembly
AUGUUCAGAUAUGUGUCUAAGUUAUUCAGCUCAGCAACCAAGGACGCUGAGGGUAACGGCAAAGUGGAGAGAACAUUGCGCAUUUUUGGAACGCAAACACUCGUGCUUCAAAACGCUUUUCAGGACUGGUUAAACUACGACAUUGGCCCAAAUGGCCAGUAUUAUCAGACAUCAAUCCCAAUGGUUUGGUUUUAUCAAGAGGUUGUUAAAUUUUUCAUACCAGUAGCCUAACU